Bactrocera neohumeralis is the source of this 1524-nucleotide messenger RNA. Its product is annotated as 2,3-bisphosphoglycerate-dependent phosphoglycerate mutase. Gene Ontology annotation, molecular function: intramolecular phosphotransferase activity. The transcript has 5 exons. The record is from RefSeq and is a predicted model, not a curated record. Bases 518 to 1288 code for a protein of 256 amino acids. NCBI's taxonomy places the organism in Eukaryota, Metazoa, Arthropoda, Insecta, Diptera, Tephritidae. Gene Ontology annotation, biological process: glycolytic process.
CUUCGAAAUUUUCUCAACCAAAUAAACAAUUACUUUUACUGCAAAACAUGCAGUAAAAUGUCAAAACAAUAAAAAAAAUAUUGUAAAAUUUAAAAUGUAAAAUUGUCAUAAAUCUAUGUGUGAAUAAGACGCAAUAAAAGUAUAUUAGCGAAAAACUAUGUGAAUGUGUAUGGAGAUUAAAACUUGUGAGCUCAAAAGCUAUAAAAAGUGCUUAAGAGAUAUGAAAAUAAGCAGAAUCGGUGAUAGAAGGGCUUAAGACUUGUUGACAACUCUUAUACAUAUUAUAAACAAGAAAUUACCAAAAAUCGGUGUUACGGAAAUAUAUUAUUGUCCAGGGAACCCCUAUGCGGUUUCUCAAGUCAAUUGCUUGCAAAAUGUAAUUGCCACCAUACAGAAUGCACUACGAUGAGUUUAAUGUUAGUUUGUGCUGACGAAAUUAACACACAAUUCAAACAUAAAUAGGAUAUGAAAUAAUUUCAAGUCAGUGUGCCCGGGGGCAAAGGCAAAACAACUAAAUAUGAAGACGAACCAACUGGUGAUCAUACGGCAUGGUGAGAGUGAGUGGAAUAAGCUAAAUCUCUUUUGCGGCUGGCAUGAUGCCGACUUGAGCGAACAAGGUGCCAAGGAUGCAAUUAACACAUCUGCUGUAGCCCUACGUGAAAGCAACUUAAAAUUUGACAUUGCAUACUCGUCGGCGUUAAUACGCGCGCGGCAAUCUCUCAGUAUCAUUUUAAAAGAAUUGAAUCUCUGUGAUUUGGAAGUCGUUAGUGAUUGGCAUUUGAACGAGCGACACUAUGGCAAUCUGACAGGUUACAACAAACGCGAUAUGGCCGACAAAUAUGGGGAGGAACAAGUGCAAUCGUGGCGGCGUAAAUACGAUGUUCUUCCACCACCUAUCACAGCAGACAAUCCGUACUAUUAUUCCAUACGUAAUAAUCCGAGUUUCAAAGAUAUACCAGCGGCGGAAUUCCCAGACACCGAGUCAUUGAAGGUCCUAAUGCAACGCGUCAUACCGUACUUUGAGAAUGUCAUAUUUAAGCAGGUGCUAGGAGGCAGGCGAGUUCUCAUCAUAGCACAUGGCACUGUGGCACGUGCCCUGAUCAAACACAUCGAUAAAGUGUCAGAUGAGAAUAUUUCUACUGUGAAUGUACCGAAUAGCAUACCCUGCGUAUUUGAAUUUAAUAUGGAAACAGGGGAAAAAGUCGGAAAAACUACAUUCUUAGCAGAUGAAAACUUCUUGAACGAACAGAUACAAAAGACCGCUUCGAUUGGGGAGUCCAACAAAUGAAAAUGUACUUAAUUGUUCAAAGCUAAAAACUUCUUGAACUCAAAUAAAUGUGUGUAUGUAUUUUAUGGAAAAACUGCGAAAAGAGACUAUUUAAGUUAAUGUUAAAUUAUUUGUAAUAUAAUCGUAACCGUUUGUAUAUCUACCUACAACAAUACAUGCAUAAUUUGACUUUUAUUGUAUAAUUUGUAAAUUUAAGUGAUUUGUGAACGCACAAUAAAUAUUAUCUUAUCUUUUAC